Blepharisma stoltei is the source of this 579-nucleotide messenger RNA. NCBI's taxonomy places the organism in Eukaryota, Ciliophora, Heterotrichea, Heterotrichida, Blepharismidae. The record is from the annotation of a GenBank genome assembly.
AUGUUUCUAGUCAAUUGGUUCUAUGGUGCACUGGGUUAUCUUGGCCUCUACCAAAAGAAUGCAAAACUUGUAUUUCUAGGUCUGGAUAACGCUGGCAAAUCCACCUUACUUCAAAUGUUGAAAGAUGACAAAAUGGCCCAGCUUGAGCCUACUACACAUCCACAAUCAGAAGAACUGGUAAUGGGGAGUAUCCGCUUCCGUACCUUUGAUUUGGGAGGCCACGAAAUUGCUAGAAAAAUCUGGAAAGACUAUUUAGGAAGCGUUGAUGGGAUAGUCUUCAUGGUUGAUUCAUCAGAUAGAGAACGGUUCGAUUUAUCAAGAAAUGAACUUAAUGAGCUAAUGUCGAUGGAAGAGCUACAAAAUGUUCCUUUUAUUAUUUUAGGCAAUAAAAUUGACCUUGAUGAUGCAGCGAGUGAAGAAGAGCUUAGAAAUGCUCUGGGAUUAGAAACAUAUGGGUAUUAUGGAAAAGACUUAAAAUCACAGACAGGGGUAAGACCGAUUGAGCUUUUCAUGUGCUCAGUGGCAAGAAGAAUGGGGUAUGCUGAAGGAUUCCGAUGGUUAAGUCAAUUUUUAAAGUAA